CGCUCGGGGCUGAAGAGGACGGAGAGAGCAGGAUGGCGGAGGGCAGCUGGAGAGUCCUGCUGCUGGUCAGCCUGGCCGCGGCCCUCGCCACGGCGCGGGGCCUGAGCCAACGAAGGGCCGUGAAAAUCGCCCUCGACUCCUACAACAAGGGCUCGGACACCGACAGCACCUUCCGGCUCGUCCACUACAUCAAGAAAUCCGGCCCCGUGGACCCGUCCAAGCCGAUCCCGGUGACUUUCACCGUCCAGGAGACCGUGUGCCGCAAGUCCGACAACCCUGUCCCCGACCGGUGCGAUUUCAAAAAGAAAGGGCUGGUGAAAAUAUGUACCGGAACCGUCUCCUCGGCCACGGGAUCUCCCUCGGCGUCAAUCACUUGUGAUGGGUCUGUCCGCACCAAGAGAUUCUUCAGAACAUUCGGCAGGAUGAUUGGACGUAUCCGGCGGGGAAUUGGGAGGACGUGGCGAAAAAUCAAACGGGGCUACCGUGAAGGCAGACGGGGCAAAGAGAGAGGACCAGACCGAGGUAGUAGCCCAAAUCCAGGUGGAAGUCCAGACCAAGAAGAAAAUUCAGAGCCGCAGCAGUAAACCCCCCGUCCCGUCCCCGACCGUCCGGCGACCAGACCCCCGGGUCUGGUCCCAGCUUCUGCCCUGCAAGGCUACAGCCCCGCCGGCCGCAACCGGAAAUAAUCCCAGCAGCUUCUGCGCCUGAGCUUCCGCCCCGACCUCCUCCAUCCCUCGCCCCUGACAUCCCCCAGAGAAUAAAUGUCUUGGACGAACUCCA
This is a messenger RNA of Ornithorhynchus anatinus (platypus), 780 nucleotides long. Its product is annotated as cathelicidin-6-like. NCBI's taxonomy places the organism in Eukaryota, Metazoa, Chordata, Mammalia, Monotremata, Ornithorhynchidae. The coding region runs from base 33 to 584 and encodes 183 amino acids. Gene Ontology annotation, biological process: antimicrobial humoral immune response mediated by antimicrobial peptide; innate immune response; defense response to Gram-positive bacterium. The record is from RefSeq and is a predicted model, not a curated record. The transcript has 4 exons. Gene Ontology annotation, cellular component: extracellular region. Gene Ontology annotation, molecular function: lipopolysaccharide binding.